AUGACAGCAACUCCUCGAUUGACACUGUCUGAAGUGACCUUGUCCCCUGUCCAAGAUGAUGACUUGGUCGCAAUUGCUAAAGGCUACUACGAGUGUUUCGGACCAUCAUGGCAUGAUUCUGUUGAACCUCUGUCGGGGCGUCCCUCACUGGAUAUCCGUGUCGCUCGAUUCGCCAAGCGAAUGAAACCUUGGUUAACGGAGCCUGGCACGAACUGGACAAAGGCCACAUUAAAAAGCAAUGGUGAGAUCAUCGGGCACGCGGGAUGGUCAGAGCCAGGGCGCCAGCCUUUGUGGAAUGUCUGGCGGCAUGAUACGUUCCAGGGAUUGGGACAUGCCGAACGAGAAGGUUGGACGCCCGAAGAUGUUGAAGACAUGUGGUCUCACGUCGACACCGAGGCAUGGAGCUCUGUCUUCACAAUGUGGGACGGUGUCAGGAAGGAAUUGAUGGCGGCUGAACCACAUUGGUAUCUUGCUCCCCUUUGGGUAAUGCCCAAGUACCAAGGGCGUGGAGUGGCCAGUUUGCUCCUACGACAGGUGACGGAUGUUGCAGAUGCACAAAGUCCACCCACGCCUGUAUAUUUAGAGGCCAUGCCAGACGCCCGCCCCGUCUAUGAGCAUCAUGGGUUCAAGGGCACACAUCACGAGAAGACGAAUUCUGUGAUGAUCAGACGAGGACCCAAGACGAUAGUAAAGCAGUGA
Messenger RNA from Ilyonectria robusta, 699 nucleotides. RefSeq names its product acyl-CoA N-acyltransferase. The transcript is spliced from 3 exons. NCBI's taxonomy places the organism in Eukaryota, Fungi, Ascomycota, Sordariomycetes, Hypocreales, Nectriaceae. The record is from RefSeq and is a predicted model, not a curated record. Gene Ontology annotation, molecular function: acyltransferase activity, transferring groups other than amino-acyl groups. Bases 1 to 699 code for a protein of 232 amino acids.